This is a messenger RNA of Thermothelomyces thermophilus ATCC 42464, 2588 nucleotides long. RefSeq lists its product as uncharacterized. Lineage: Eukaryota; Fungi; Ascomycota; Sordariomycetes; Sordariales; Chaetomiaceae. The record is from RefSeq and is a predicted model, not a curated record. Gene Ontology annotation, cellular component: chromatin. The transcript has 3 exons. Bases 135 to 2540 code for a protein of 801 amino acids. Gene Ontology annotation, molecular function: zinc ion binding; DNA-binding transcription factor activity, RNA polymerase II-specific; RNA polymerase II cis-regulatory region sequence-specific DNA binding. Gene Ontology annotation, biological process: regulation of transcription by RNA polymerase II; DNA-templated transcription.
UGUGAGGAGGGUUCGUUCCAACACCACUUCCGAGUUCUGCUGUCAUUGUCGCCAUCGCCAUCAAGCCGCCUUGCAGCCAGCCGGUUUCUCUUUGUAGCCCGCUCGACGUGCAGACGCGACCAUAAUAGUCCAAGAUGCCUGGUGCAAGCGUGGCGGUAAUGCCAGCCUCGGCUGCAUCAACACCGGCUACCCGGAAGACCUCACUCGCCCCAGAGAGAAAGUACAAGUGCCAGUUUUGCAACAGGGCCUUUAGCAGGAGCGAGCACAGGAGCAGGCAUGAGCGAUCUCACACCAAAGAGCGGCCGUUCAAGUGCAUGAAGUGCCGUAGCACUUUCGUGCGACGCGAUCUACUUCUCCGCCACGACCGUACCGUCCAUGCCAAAGACGGAGGUGUUCCCCUCCACAGCGAUGGCAAGCGUCGCGGCGGCCCCAAGACGGCCAGACCUGCUAGCGGCCCUUCUAAAUCGGCCAUCGCCAUCGAUACUUCAACCCUCGAGCAGAUUGAAGCUAGCAGCGACGGCGUCUUCGACGUCGAGACCGCAGCCAUGCUUGUUGCUGACCUGCACCAGAAGGCGACCGCGGCGGCCAAGGCGAACGGUCACUACGACGGCAACUCGAGCAUGUCCUUCUCACAGAACGAGUCGGCGAUGAUGGAGCCCUCGGUCACGUACCCCAACGGCGCGAUCGGCCUGCCGCAGUGGGAAGGCUUCGUGUCCCAGGAGCACAAGGCGCACUCGGUCAGCUCGGCUGCUUCGACAUCGUUCGAUUCCCAGAACACCAGCCAGCUGCGUUCUCUUGCUGGACAGAACGCCAACGUAAUGGCUCCGGGGCUGCAGGCGCUCGUCAACUCGCUCCCUCCUUCAGCCGCAGGCACUCCUGCCCCUCAGUCGCCCUUCCAGGCCCAGCGCAGCCAUACGCCGGCCGACGCGUCCCAGCAGCCUUCCUCAGGCUUCAAGGCUCCUCAGAUUCACGGUGACGAGGAACGGAACAUGGUCCUUGACAAUAUCCGCAACAGCGAUAGAGAGCACGCCAUCCCUGAGGGCUUCCGCGUUCCCAACCUGCCCUCCUUGAACCGGUAUCUGGCUACCUACUUCGGCCUGUUCCACCAUCACCUGCCGUUUCUGCACCCGGCUUCCUUCGAGCCGACCCGGGUCUCGCCAGCGCUGCUUCUCGCUGUCCUUUCCAUCGGCGCCCUGUACGCGUUUGACCAAGAGCAGGCCUACAUGCUCCACAUUGGGUCCAAGGUGUUGGUCAAUCAGUUCCUGCAGAACAAGGAGAACUUUAGCUCCCGAAAGUGCCCCCUCUGGACGAUGCAGAGCUCGCUUCUGAACAUGAUCUUUGCCAGCUGGAGCGGCGAUCCCAAGGGCCUCGAAUGGGCAUGCUCGAUCAAGAGCUUGCUCGCCAACAUGGUUGCAGGAAACCGUUACGAACUGAAGCUUCGACAGGAAGCUCGCGAGGGUCGCGCCCCGACCCGUGCCGAGUGGGUCGAAGACGAAGGUUGCCGUCGUACAUACUACGCCGUCUACAUCUUCUUCGGUUUGUUGACGUUGACCUACAACCACACGCCGGCCAUGAGCUUUAACGAGUUCGAGGAUCUCGAGCUCCCGUCCACCGAGGGUCUGUGGAACAUGAAGGUCUCGGAGGAUGCCUGGCAAGAUCACCUCAAGGUGUCGCGCAGCGUCACCUUCAUGAUGGCCCACGACAACCUGUUCCAGGGCGAGACGCUCAAGUAUAGCGCCUUUGCGACUCGCGUCAUGAUCAACGCGCUCUUCCUCGAGGUCUGGUAUCACAAGCGCAGCCCCGAGGCGCUGCAGGACGUGGUGACCGAGUACAAGCUGCGGCUUGCCCUGGAGACGUGGGAGAAGUCCCUCGACCUCUGCGAGCCCGAGGCUUUCUCGGUGCCGCUGAGCGCGCCUCACAAGGGUCACCCUCUGCUCUUCAACGCGAAGGCCAUGUUCCGCAACGCUCGGGCCCGGCUCGAGGUGGACCUGAAGACGGUUCAGGAGGCGCUGCGAUACCACGACUCGUACGAGGUCGCCGCGGCCAUGUCGAACUCGAGGGAUCGCGUCAAGCGCUCGAGCGAGAUGCUCAAGGUGAUUCAGGAGUGCUACGACUGCAUCGAGACGGCGGUUCUGCAAGGCGUCCGCUGGGUGGCCCGCACGUCGCCGACGAACUGGAGCAUCGAACACCCGCUGUGCGGUAUGGAUCUCAUGAUCAUCCUCAGCUUGUGGCUGUAUCGUCUGGAACAUGACGAAGAACCGGCCACCGAGGAGGAGUUGGUCAUGUACAACCGUAUCCGCCAGCUGUUCGACAAGGAUCUCGAUGAGACUUACGUGACCCACCUGAGUUCUGUCGUGGCCCGUCUCUGGGGCUCAAUGCUGGACGAGGUGGUUGUCUGGGGCAUCACUCGGCUGAUGGGUGAAUCCUUCCGUCUCCACUCGCAGGCCUUGAUCGGCUAUGUGGACGAUGUUGCUGCCUCCCCGAGCGUCUCGACGCCGUCUAUGACUUCUCAGGGUGCGGACGAGGACAGCGUGUAUUAACUUGAUGACGUUGACGGUUCUCUUUUUUUUUGUUUUUGUCGUCUGCUG